Messenger RNA from Cornus florida, 2067 nucleotides. Its product is annotated as ankyrin repeat-containing protein NPR4-like. The record is from RefSeq and is a predicted model, not a curated record. Gene Ontology annotation, molecular function: protein binding. The coding region runs from base 172 to 1830 and encodes 552 amino acids. The transcript is spliced from 4 exons. NCBI's taxonomy places the organism in Eukaryota, Viridiplantae, Streptophyta, Magnoliopsida, Cornales, Cornaceae.
AAACACUACAUUUUCAACAUCACUAAUGCUUUUUCAAUACAUAGAUGCAGUUUCUUAGUUAUAUCAGGUAGAAAUUUACUUAUGUUUGUAAAUAGCACUAGCAUAAGCUGUGAUUUUAUUGUUGUGCUUGUAUAAUAUCUGGCAGCGGCAAAACCAACCAAAUAUCGUACCAUGUAUGUGCCACUAUACCAAGCUGCACUCACAGGUGAUUGGGACAAGGCUAAAGAAUUUAUCAGAUUGCAUCCACAUGCACUAACUGCUAGGAUCACAAAAGGUCGGGAAACAGCCCUUCACAUUGCAGCUGGGGCCAAACAGACCAAGUUUGUGGAGGAGUUGGUCAAAUUGAUGGAUGCUAAAGAUUUAGCAUUGCAAAACAAGUACAACAAUACGGCACUUUGUUUUGCUGCCGCAUCAGGAAUUACAAGGAUCGCAGAGGUAAUGGUGCAAAGGAACAAGUACUUGCCAACAGUGAGGGGUAGUAAGGGAGUGACAGCACUCCACGUGGCUGCUUUGUUAGGUAACAGGGACAUGGUGCGGUUUCUCUUCUCGGUCACUGAUGAUAAAGAUCUAACAAUGGAAGACUGUAUCAGACUACUAAUUGCUACUAUCAGUUCUGAUUUGUAUGAUGUAGCUUUGGACUUACUCCAACCCCGACAAGGAUUAGCCAUUCAGCGGGACUCAAAUGGCGAGACAGCCCUUCAUGUUUUAGCUCGAAAGCCUUUUGCAUUUUCUGGCACAAGUAAGCUGGGAAUCUGGCAGAGAUAUUUUCUUCCGAUGCUAGGAAUGAAUGUUGUUCAAGAGGAAAAAUUACUACACAUGCAAGCCCUAACGUUGCUCAAGUGUAUUUGGGAACAAGUUCUACUAUUGGAUGACUCAAAUAUCGGGGAUUUACUUAGAAGCCCUUCGCGACCAUUGUUUGUUGCUGUAGAGUUCGGUAACUUUGAGUUUAUCGUUGAGCUUAUUCGCUCCUAUCCUGAUCUAAUUUGGAAAGUAGAUGAGGAAAGCCGAAGCAUCUUUCAUAUUGCAGUUAUGCAUCGCCAAGAAAAGAUAUUCAAACUUAUUUAUGGCAUAGGAGCACAUAAAGAUUUAAUUACUUCUUAUAAAGAUGCAAACAAUACUAACAUGCUACACUUGGCUGGAAAGUUGGCUCCUUCAAAUCGACUUAAUAUUGUGUCUGGUGCCGCACUUCAGAUGCAACGAGAAUUAUUAUGGUUCAAGGAAGUGGAGAAAAAUGUCCAACCAUUAUACAGAGAGAUGAGAAACACAGAAGGUCGAACACCACGAAUGUUAUUUACUGAGGAGCAUAAGGAAUUGGUCAAAGAAGGAGAGAAGUGGAUGAAGGACACUGCCUCAGCAUGCAUGCUUGUCGCUAUGUUUAUUACCACAGUGAUGUUUGCUGCAAUUUUUACUGUACCGGGAGGAAACAGUAAUGAAGGAACCCCCAAUUUUCUUCAAGCCAAGUCAUUCAUAAUUUUUGCCAUAUCUGAUGCAUCUGCACUAUUUUCCUCUGUUACUUCUAUAUUGAUGUUUUUAUCUAUCCUCACUUCACGAUAUGCCGAUGAAGAUUUCCUUGAGUCCUUACCAAAGAGGUUGAUUAUUGGUCUUACAACCCUCUUCUUCUCUAUAGCAUCAAUGCUUAUCACUUUUAGUGCAACCUUUUUCGUUCUACUUGGCAAUCAACUGGCAUGGAUUGUCAUCCCUGUGGCGCUAACCGCUUGUGUUCCAGUAACAUUAUUUGCAUUUUUGCAGUUCCCCCUAUUGGCUGACAUGAUGCAUUCUACUUAUGGAUCAGGAAUCUUUGCUUGGCAAAGUAAAGAUAUGCUUUAUUAAUUUGACAAGGGAUAUCACCCACUCUUAUUGGGGGCAGGGGAAAGGAUAUCAACCUCCAUGUAUAAGAUUUUUUAGAAUGUUAUAUUCAUUAUGUGAAGGGCGGUAAUAAAUUUUGAGUUCUUUAUUCUUUUGAAUUAAGGGGCAAAAUUGUACAUCUGGGGGAUAUUUUUGGAUUUUGUAGAUAGGUUGAAAGUAUAGCUAUUCUUCUUUGUAUGCUUUGGUCCUCGGGGGCGCUCC